Lactuca saligna is the source of this 450-nucleotide messenger RNA. NCBI's taxonomy places the organism in Eukaryota, Viridiplantae, Streptophyta, Magnoliopsida, Asterales, Asteraceae. The record is from the annotation of a GenBank genome assembly.
AUGAAUUCAAAAUUAUAUUCGUUCGUGACAAGUCGUGGUGUGUGUAACGUCGAUCUAGUAAGUACUGGGCCAAUAAUAGAUUUCCUCCGACUACCGGCUUGGUAUACCAUUAAGCUACACAAUCUAAAUGAUAAAAGAAUAUUGCUGAAAUAUUUUUGCCAUUUAGACUUGGAGAUCCGCCUUGGCUCUUUUCGCCCGAUCAGUUUGAGCAAUUACAUGAAAUUUCCCAGGUGGGCCCUCGAUGCACCUCUCCUUUAUCUUUGGGUCAUGUUACCCUUCAACCGGCUGUUUUUAGCUGUGGAGGUGAAUUUAAAAGUUCCCAAGGGUAUGAAGCUUGCAAGUGAAAAGAUGUUAGUGAAGGUUGGGGAGAUGUACACCGACUUUUCGCUUCAUCAUCGAGACGCUAUGGCUAAGGUUACUUUGAUGGAAAAUAAGAAAGCUAUUGUCUAA